Molecule: messenger RNA, 1354 nt
Organism: Culex quinquefasciatus (southern house mosquito)
Lineage: Eukaryota; Metazoa; Arthropoda; Insecta; Diptera; Culicidae
Product: retinol dehydrogenase 13
Exons: 3
Coding region: 260-1255 (331 amino acids)
Source: RefSeq, a predicted model, not a curated record
CCCUGGUUUUAUAUUAUUUGGCAAUUCAACUUAUUGAACAAAAUUUACAUGAAUUGAAACAUUUCACUGUUCAUGAUCCGUGCUUUUUUAUUCACGGACGGCCCAAGCAGUGGUCACGUGCUUUUAACUGUCAAACAUCUCAAACUUUCUGUGACUUAAAACAUGAUCAUCAUAAAAUAUUGAUUUUUGUUUGAGAACUUCACGCUAAGAAAUUUCUCGAUAGUAAUGUAUUAAAAAGUUACGUAAACAUCUCGAAAACAUGUCGAUCUUCCGAAGUAAGGCCGUCCUGGGCCUUAGCGCCGUCGGAACGCUGGUCGGAUGUGGCGCUCUGCUAAAGGACUACAUGCAGGGAGCGCGCUUCCAACGUCCGGAUAUCCGAGCGGAUGGCAAGGUGGUGAUCAUCACCGGGGCCAACACCGGAAUCGGCAAGGAAACCGCGAUGGCGCUGGCCCGGCGAGGAGCCCACGUUUACAUGGCCUGCCGGGAUUUGAAAAAGUGCGAGGAGGCACGCCAGGAGAUCGUGCUGGAAACCCAAAACGGGCAGGUGUUCUGCCGGGAGUGCGACCUGGCCUCGCUACAGUCGGUGCGCAAGUUUGUUAAACAAUUCAAACUCGAGCAAAACCGUUUGGACAUCCUGGUGAAUAAUGCCGGAGUUAUGCGCUGCCCACGUUCCCUCACCAAAGAAGGCAUCGAACUGCAGCUCGGAGUGAAUCACAUGGGCCACUUCCUGCUCACGAAUCUUCUCCUAGAUCAACUCAAACUGUCAGCCCCGUCCCGUAUCGUUGUCCUGUCCAGCAUUGCCCACACCCGGGCUAAAAUCAACGUGCAAGAUUUGAACAGCGUCCAAAGUUACGAUCCCGCCAAUGCGUACGAGCAGAGCAAACUGGCGAACGUCCUGUUCACGCGCGAACUGGCGAAACGUCUCGAGGGAACCGGCGUCACGGUCAACGCCGUCCAUCCGGGCAUCGUGGACACCGACCUGAUGCGCCACAUGGGCCUGUUCAACAGCUGGUUCUCGAGCUUCCUCAUCAAGCCGUUCGUGUGGCCAUUCCUCAAGUCGGCGGCUUCGGGGGCGCAAACUACGCUGCACGUGGCGCUUCAUCCGCAGCUGGAGAAGGUAUCCGGACAGUACUUUAGCGAUUGCGCACCGAAGGACGUGGCCGAGCAGGCGAAGGACGACCAGCUGGCGAAGUGGCUGUGGGCCGUUAGCGACAAGUGGACGGGCACGCUGACCGGAACGGCUGCCGUUUCCUGACAGCGGAUUGUCAAGAAGAGCAACAGCAAAGACAUCAUCAUUUUCAGCGAGCCAGGGUUGGCGGAGUGAUGUGCUGGGGAUUCAGUCAUGAACUUUGAA